AUGUCAUCUACUCGUAAUAGGUCUAAGAAAAGUCAAAAAGAAUCAACUCCCACUCCAUCUGCCAGAUCUAUGGCAUCCAUAUUUCGUGGUGACAAUGAAGAAGAAAUAAUUGAAAAAAUUAAACAAAUUGAAAAACCGUCAACUCCAGAAGAACAACCGGUUAAGCAAGCUAUCAAUGGUGAUGAUUCUGAUGAUAUUGCCAAUUCUCCAUUCCCAUUCAAUUAUAUUUAUCAAGCCCAAGACUUCUUGAAUGAUAAUUUGAAUUUUUUAAAAGCAGUUCAAAUCUUUGUUGUUGGAUUUUUCAUUCAAUUACUUUAUCUUCAAAGAGAUAAAUUUAUAAAAUUAGAUAAGAAUUAUUUAUCGGUUGGAUUCAAUUGGAUUGGUUUAUCAGUUGCUUUGAUUCUUAGUCAUAUUAGAGCUAAAGGAGAACUUCAAUUACCUGAUUUUAAUCAUGUUUAUAGUAUUUUAUUACCAUUAUUAUUAAACAUUUUACAUUAUAGUCCUGAUUGGUUUAUGAUUAAUAUUUCCCUUAAUUAUUUUAUUAUUGAUAGAUUAAAUCCUUUAUUUAAUUUGGUUUCUGGUGUUAUGUUUUAUGAAAUGUAUAAUGAUCCAACAAGGAAAUUUACUACCAUGCAAUUUGGUCAAGUUGCAGUCUUACACUUUUUCUUAAGUACAAUUUUAAAUUAUAUUAAUGAUGGUUGUAUUGAAGAAGAAGAAAUGCCUACUAUUAAACAAGAUGAAUUGGUUACAGAUCUGGAUUAUAAUAAAUCAUUGAAGAAAUCAGAAAUUCAAUUAAUUUGUCUUUUACUUACAAAUUUAUUAUUUAAUCAAGAAUUAAUGGACGAUAUUUUACCUUUAGCUAUUUUCCAAAAAUUAUAUAUAAGUUUCAUGGCACCUGCCUUUGUAUUAUAUCCUAUUUAUACUUAUAUUCCAGGAUUAAUCAAUUUGGCAUUAUUUGGAGGGAUGUUUUAUGGAUUAACCGUUUAUCAAUUAAAUACUACCCUUGAAGAAAAUGCGGUUACUUGGUUAUAUGAAUAUAUUAUGAAUGAUCCUCAAAAACUCCAAUUGGUACAAAUCUGGGCCAUCGUUUCAGGAAUCACAAUCCCUACAGUAUUCUACUUUGCUGAUAAAAUGUCUUUGAAUAUUCGUAGAAAAGUUUGGCAUUUAUUCAUAAUUGUUAUGUUAACAUAUACUCCAAUUAUUCUUUUUGAAGAAAUCGAAUUCACAAUGAUUACAUUACUUGGAACAUUAAUUGUUUUCCUCAUUAUUGAAUUACUUAGAUUUACUCAAAUGACAUUUAUUGGGAAAUAUUUAUUUAAUAAACUUUUGAAAUUCCAAGAUUUUAAAGAUUUGAAAGGACCAUUAAACGUAUCAUAUAUUUAUUUACUUGCUGGAGUCACCUUCCCAAUAGUUUAUGAUUAUAUGUUACAUCAUGAACAGGUCAGUAUAGUCAGAUAUAUGGGAAUCAUAUCUCUUGGAGUUGGAGAUACUUGUGCAUCUAUCAUUGGUAGAAAAUGGGGUACAUUCAAAUGGAAAGGUUCAGAUACUUCAUUACAAGGUUCUGCAGCAUUUGUUGUAUCAACCUUAAUUGCAAUCUAUGUUGUUGAUUAUGUGUUUACUGGAAGAGAAGAAUACAUUCCAAUUCAAAAUUGGGAAAAUGUUCUUGUUUCAGUAUUAACUAAUGGUAUAUUAGAAGGAGUUGCAAGUAUCAAUGAUAACUUGUUGAUUCCAAUUCUUUUACCUGCUAGUUUUGGAAUCUUGAACCAAUGUUAUCCAUAA
Molecule: messenger RNA, 1779 nt
Organism: Hemisphaericaspora subhashii
Lineage: Eukaryota; Fungi; Ascomycota; Pichiomycetes; Serinales; Debaryomycetaceae
Product: dolichol kinase
Exons: 1
Coding region: 1-1779 (592 amino acids)
Biological process (GO): dolichyl monophosphate biosynthetic process
Cellular component (GO): endoplasmic reticulum membrane
Molecular function (GO): dolichol kinase activity
Source: RefSeq, a predicted model, not a curated record